Messenger RNA from Hemibagrus wyckioides, 785 nucleotides. It is a transcript of the gene glrx5, whose product is annotated as glutaredoxin 5 homolog (S. cerevisiae). The coding region runs from base 124 to 585 and encodes 153 amino acids. The transcript is spliced from 2 exons. The record is from RefSeq and is a predicted model, not a curated record. Lineage: Eukaryota; Metazoa; Chordata; Actinopteri; Siluriformes; Bagridae.
UUUUCUGUGUUUAAGGGCGGAGUUUGUUGUACUCGCCUCAGAAGAAAGUCGGCUCGCGUCUCAGAAGAAAAAAACUUUUUCUUGUCAGAUUUUUUAAAGUCCUCGGUCAGAAACCGUGUAGAAAUGAUGAAUAACAUGCUGACCAGUGUGCUGAGACUGACCGCGCGGUCAGUGCGGGGUGUUUCUGUGUCCCAGAGACCCGCGCGCUGGAUGUGUUCCUCCUCCUCAGAUGAAGAGGUGCUGAAGAACCUGGGUCAGAUGGUGAAGAAGGACAAGGUGGUGGUCUUCAUGAAGGGAACUCCCGCGCAGCCCAUGUGCGGCUUCAGCAACGCCGUGGUGCAGAUCCUCAGGAUGCACGGAGUGGACCAGUACACGGCUUAUAACGUGCUGGACAACCAGGAGCUGAGACAAGGUGUGAAGACGUUCUCCAACUGGCCCACGAUUCCUCAGGUCUUCUUUAAUGGAGAGUUUGUGGGUGGAUGUGACAUUUUACUGCAGAUGCAUCAGAGUGGAGACCUGGUGGAGGAACUGGACAAACUGGGCAUCAGAUCAGCACUGCUGGACACACAGACCCCCUCCAACUAGGGUGUGUGUGUGUGUGUGUGUGUGUGUGUGUGUUCAUUCAUGAUGUCGGAGUAUCUUCAGUAAUCAGUCCAUUUCUGUGAAUUUUUUUAAAUCAAUAAGAGAAACACUGAUGUGUGUGUGUUCAUGCUGUACAAUCACUAGUGUGUGUGUGAGAGAGAGAGAGAGAGAACUUUAACAAUAAAAUCUAUUAAAUUUCCUUA